Neurospora tetrasperma FGSC 2508 is the source of this 3123-nucleotide messenger RNA. RefSeq lists its product as uncharacterized. Bases 1 to 3123 code for a protein of 1040 amino acids. Gene Ontology annotation, biological process: transmembrane transport. Gene Ontology annotation, molecular function: transmembrane transporter activity. The record is from RefSeq and is a predicted model, not a curated record. NCBI's taxonomy places the organism in Eukaryota, Fungi, Ascomycota, Sordariomycetes, Sordariales, Sordariaceae. The transcript has 5 exons.
AUGAUUACGUUUGGCCCUCGAUAUAGCUUUCUUCUCGCAACUGACUCGGCGAGUCGUCUACGGCGGGCAGGUUCAGAUCCACCAGCCAAUGCUCGAAAAGAAGAAGACGCCCGUACACUUCGACAGUUGACCGCCAACGCCAGAAGCACCAAGUUAAACCACCCCGGGGGAAUUGACAAAUUUGACGACCUCUUUGGUGGUAUCGAUCCCAGCAGGAGCAGCAGCAGCAGCAGCAGCAGCAGCAGUACCGAUAUGCCUGGCUGGAGGUAUGCCUUUGCUUUGUCCAAAGAUGCGGUCAAAGCCGCCACCCCGCCGGGGACCGUCGUGAGGCUUCUUGAACAUAACCAUAACCAUAACCAUACCCAACCACCACAACAAAUCGACUACACCCAAUUUCCUAUCCCCACGUCAGACCCUUCCGACCCCCUCAACUGGGCCCGAUGGCGCAAACUCUCCUGUCUCUGCAGCCUCUGCUACUACGCCUUUGUCUGCUCCUUUGCCUCCGCCUCGCUCGCGCCCGCUUUAGGUGUAUGGAACGUAUCCUUCCCUUCUGAUGCACGAGGAAUCGAAGAACUCAGUCGGUUGACUUUUCUGAAUGUCCUCGUGCUGGGACUGGGUAAUAUCUUUUUGGUGCCGCUGGCGAAUGCGUAUGGGAGGAGGAUCGUGUUGGUGGGGAGUGUGUUGAUGCUGUUUGUUGCGACGGCUUGUGGGACGCGAGAUAAUGGGAUUCAAGGAAAAGAAGGGAGGAGGGGGAUGAUGUAUGAGGGGAUGUUGGUCAUUAGGAUCUUUCAGGGGUUGGGGAGUAGUGUGUCGGAGACGCUGGGGCCGGUGGUGGUGGGGGAAAUGUUUUUUGUGAGGGAGAGGGGGAGGUGGAUGGCUCUGUAUACCGCUUCUUUGGCCGGCGGAUCGGCAAUAGGAGGGAUAUGUGGAGGAUACAUUUCCACGAGAUACGGAUGGUUCGGUAUCUUUUGGGUGACUGCUGCUUUGACAGGAGUGGCGUUGCUGGCAAUGGUGUUCUUGGUUCCGGAGACGCUGUUUGAAAGGGGCCCGUUGUGUUUCCCGGCGAUUGCAGCUGCUUGUCGGAAAGAGAGGCAUAGACAUCGACAUGGACAACAUCGAAACCACCACCACGACAUCGCGGAAGAAGAAAAGGAAAUUGACGGCGGAGGUGUUGAUGGGCAGUACCGCCACAGCAACCGAAGAUCGAGCGUUCGACGAUACUAUUUUCAACCUACUCGCACACCGUAUCUCAGCUUGGGCACAUUACCGUCCAUACGAAUGACGAUGCCGUCACGAUUCAUCACCUCGGUCUAUACCCCGCUGAACAUCAAUACAAACCAACCUCAGUACUUCCGGGACUACUGGGAUCCACGACUAGGGCUGACUUGGUACGAAACAGCCUCGGAGUCGGAGGAUGAGGAUGAGUCUGAGGAGGAGAGGCUCUCCAUGGGUGGUCACGGGAGGGAGUCCUCAUUGCCAACGGUUCUACGGCCGCCGCCACCUACAGCAGCAGCGGCGCAAGGGGGACGAGAUGUGGCUGCCGGUGGCCUAUUUGCUUCCCCAGGAGGAAUCUCAGCACGACGAGCCACCGCCCAAAGACCUCGCUACCGCCUCUUUCCUCCUUCCGAGGUUGACAUGCGUCCAAUCCUGUGCCACGAACCGGCACCACCCCGGAGAGACACUAACGACCAUCUAAAUCACUUCUUCACCCACGGCGGCGGCGCCUUCGUCUCCCCCUUCAACAAUGGUGGCAACUCGGUCUUUUCUUCCGUCCCUUCCUCACAAGAUCCACCCACCACCCACUACGAACCCUACACCUACCUCCGCUCCCUCCGCUUCUUCAUCUUCUUUCCUCCACGCCAGCGGCCGCCUCCACCCCACACCCCUUUCGACCUCCCGUUUCCCGAAUUAUCCCCUUCUUCCACUUACCAGUACUCCCCCCACAAUUUCAGUCCUAAUCCCAAUUUGCAUCCCAACCCCAACCCCGUUUUCCGUCCCCGUCAUAAUCCUACUAUCCUUAAACCCUCCUUCUUCCAUUUUGAUUCCUCCCCCUCUUCAAGUCCCACGCAAAUACUCCCCUUCCCCUUCCCUGGAACAACCACAACCCCCAAAUCCCUCUGGCGCCAUUUUUUGUCUCCCAUCCUCACCCUCCGUCUCCCGGCCGUCUGGAUAGCCACAUUACAUUCCUCCCUAUUGAUCGGCUCCGUCUCCGUUUUAUCCACACUCGGACCUUCGCUGCUGGCUUCAGCGCCUUAUUACUGGACUCCAGACCAUGCAGGGGCGGUAUUGUUUGGUGGGGCGGUGAUGGGGAUCGUGUUGGGGGGACUGUAUGUAUUUGUGGUGGGGGAUGAGAAGAUGAAAGGGGGGGUUGCUGGUACCUCGGAGGGAAGGGCUAGAGGGGAAGGAGGGAGAGGGGGAGGGGCAAGGGGAGGAGGAGGAAGCACUAGGAGGGGAAGGGGAAGUAGCAGUAGGGGAAGGAGAGGGGAGAGGGGAGGAAGGACAGGUGGGAAGAUGGAGAGAAUCAAAAGCUGGGGGGAGAGGUUAUUUGGUAGCGGAAACAGUGACUACGGGUAUGCAGAGGCGGAAAGUAGGUUGAUGGUUGCGUUGCCUGGGCUGGUGAUUGCCACGGCCGGGUUACUGGUUUGGGGGUUUUGCGGGGAGUAUGGACCUGCUUUGGACGCAGCUGCUGCUUCUGCUGCUGGGAAUAAUAGCACAAGUGGUGGGAAUGGGAAUGUUACGGUGGGUGUGGGACCGGGACUGGGCAGUGGGAAUGGAGGAGGAGGGUAUGGAGUGAAUAGGUAUAGUUGGCUUGGGUUGAUGUUUGCGUUUGGGAUGGUCGGCUUUGGGAUGGCUGGGGUGCCGGGGGUUUGGUUUAAUUAUCUCAUUGACUCCUACGCCAACUUGGCCUCCGAUUGCUUCGUCAUGAUCUGCAUAUCGCGCGGCCUUGUCCCCUUCGUCUGGACCUUCUUUGUUAGCGAGUGGGUUGCGAAGCAAGGGUAUCUGAUACCCUUUGGCGGGCUCACGGCCAUCUUGGGCGUGCUGUCUCUGUUGUUGAUACCAGUUAUUUGGUACGGGAAGAGGACGAGGAUUGCUACGGCUAGGUUUGUUGUUGGGAAUCAGUGA